Messenger RNA from Chenopodium quinoa (quinoa), 957 nucleotides. RefSeq lists its product as uncharacterized. Lineage: Eukaryota; Viridiplantae; Streptophyta; Magnoliopsida; Caryophyllales; Amaranthaceae. Gene Ontology annotation, molecular function: zinc ion binding; nucleic acid binding. The record is from RefSeq and is a predicted model, not a curated record. The transcript has a single exon. The coding region runs from base 1 to 957 and encodes 318 amino acids.
AUGGAAAUUGACAUGGGAAAGGAUGGAUCCAAUGAGGAAUCCCCCUCUAUGGGUCAUAACAUCCGAAAAUUCCAUUCUCAACCAAAUGGAGUUGCUGUGACUCCAAGAUCCUUUAGAGAUCUCCUAAGGGACACUCAAUUAGCUAAUCAGAAUGCUACUGAUGGGUUAAUCGAUUUGGAGGAUGAGGAUGAUGUCUCUGAUGAUGAUGAAGCUCCUGAGGGGAUUGUGGAUAGUGAGCGAUGUCCUAUAAUCUUGCUAACAAAAGAGGAAAAUAAGGUAAUGCGUAAACCUUGGCGUAAUACCUUAAUAAUCAGAAUGUUUGAUGGAAGUCUUGGGUACAUGGGAUUGAUGAAGAAGCUUAAGAGAAAAUGGCAAUUGAAAGGUGAUAUGAGCCUGACUGCUAUUGGUUCGAAAUACUUCAUUGCUCGAUUCUCAAACUCAGAGGAUUACAAUUAUGUCUUGACCCAAGGUCCUUGGCUGAUAGAUGAUAAAUAUCUAACUAUCAGGAAAUGGACUCCAAAUUUCAUCCCAAAAGAGGCAUCUAUUUCUGUAUUGACUGUUUGGGUUAGGAUUCCUAAUCUUUCUAUCGAAUAUUUCGAUAAAGAAUUUUUGAAAAAAAUUGGUUCUAAGAUAGGAAAAGUAAUCCGAGUUGAUAAGUCCACAACUUAUGCUGAGAGGGGACAAUUCACUAGGUUGAGUUUUGAGAUCGACCUUGCCAAAACUCUCUUAGCCAAGUUCUGGUUGAAAGGGAAGAUAUGGAGAAUUCAGUAUGAAGGAAUCAAAAUGGUGUGCUAUAGAUGUGGGAAAAUGGGUCAUGCUGAAGACCAAUGCGCCUCGAUGAUGGUGAAUGACAAUAUGGUGGUGGAUAAUGUCAAUAAGCAGCUUGAGAAUGUGAUCCAGGCAACCUCUCCUCCUCCAGUGAAAAGGCCGGAAGAGCAACAUGAAUAUGGUGACUAG